AUGCUGUGGUUCCCGGUGAAGAAGAUCCGGAAGCAAUUCAAGUUGCUGCUGCUGCUGGUGCUGCUCACCUUCGCCGUGUGGUUCACCUACCUGCACAUCAACCUGGUGCGCCAAGGCAAGGCGCUGCGCUUGCACUUCGCCUAUGGCCGAGAUGGUGAGCGACUGGGAGAAGAGACAGACCCUGGCAAGCGAGCAUCUGGGGCCCAUGUGCCCUCUCCUCAUAGGAAGGCUGAGGACUCCAGUGAGAGCCGGGAAGAUGAACAGAUGGUAGAAGAUCAAGGAGUUCAUGGGUGGUUUUCUAAAAGGUAUAGUCACGACAGAACUGGAAGAGCCUCAAAACCAAAUGUAACAAGCCAUGUUCUGCCUUGGAAUGAGGAGUACAAAGGGAGAGCAAACUUGCAUGUAUUUGAAGAUUGGUGUGGAGGAGCUGUGGGACAUCUAAGGAAGAAUCUGCAUUUUCCCCUAUAUCCUCAUACUCGUACAACAGUAAAAAAGUUGGCUGUGUCACCCAAGUGGAAAAAUUACGGGCUACGUAUUUUUGGCUACAUUCAUCCCUUCAAAGAUGGAGAUUUUCAGUUUUCUGUAGCUUCGGAUGAUAAUUCUGAAUUUUGGUUCAGCUCUGAUGAGACCCCAGCCAAUAUACGUCUGGUGGCGUUUGUGGGCAAGCUGGGCUCUGAGUGGACUGCUCCAGGAGAAUUCACAAAAUUUAGCUCUCAAGUCUCGAAGCCAAUCCGUGUCCUUUCCUCCAGACGCUACUACUUUGAGCUCCUCCAUAAGCAAGAUGACCGUGGAUCAGAUCAUGUGGAAGUGGGUUGGCGAAUUUUCCUUCCCAGCUUCAAGUUUGAAGUCAUUGAUUCCCCAUACAUCUCACUCUAUACAGAUGAAUCCAGCCUGAAAAUGAAUGAGGUAGACCAUGUGCCUCAGUCUCUUGCUAGCCACGCUGACAGCUACCUCUGGGGUGCACAAAGGGAUGAACAUGGAGCUGAUAUGCUGAAGCCUGACCCUCGGGAUAUUUUCUUCCUCACUCCCAAGAUUGAGCCGUCCCAUGUGGAGAAUGUGCUGGUCCCCUGUGCCUAUAGCCCCACAUAUGUGGUGAAGGACUUUCCCAUUGCCCGCUAUCAGGGCCUGCAAUUUGUCUACCUCUCUUUUGUUUAUCCUAAUGAUUUCACCCGGCUUACACACAUGGAAUCAGAGAACAAAUGCUUCUACAGAGAAUCUCCAAUGUACCUAGAGAAAUUUGGCUUUUCUAAGUACAUGAAAAUGGAUGAAGAGGAAGAAGAUUUACACCAGAAAGCCUUCCUCUUCCUGAAUCCUGAUAAUUUCCUUGACGAGGAGGAAGAAGGUGCUGAUAGUCCUGAACCUACUGACACUUUUCCUGAUGUCAAGAGCCCCAGUGAGUUGGAUGCCCAUGUGUUCAUUGGAAUGAAGAGAAAAGAUAAGCCCUUAGCCACAAAAGAUUAUGGGAAUAAUAUGGAUUAUAAUAGCUUUCACCAGAAGCAAGAGACGUUCAAUGAAGAAGGAGACUUCACAAGGCAGCCUGUCUCUAUAGGCCCAAGCAGUGAACCUAGCCUGAGUCCUCAGACUCCAUCUAAGGGCUUCCAGGCUUAUGAGAAUGCAGCACCCUUUGGAGAACAUGUCAUUAUCAAUGGCCGGUCUCUCAACUGGGCACAAGAUGUGGAGAUGGGAAGGAAGGAAGGUGAUCAGGGACUACUGUCAUCUUCAAAAAAAGGCACCUCUUUCAGCCUCCAGCCUCACCUUUCUGUGCCCUUCUUUGCUGGAAAGCCCAAGCAGCAGAGUCCUAAGGAGGAGAAACAAUCCAAGAAAGAGACAAACAAACCUCCAGAGAAAGUAUAUGUGACCAGGUUGCAACCCAGUAAGAAGAAGGCCCCAUCACAGAAGGAUGUUUUCCCUGGAGUCUUCCUCUAUCCUAGAUCUCCAAGGAAGGUGCAAUGGAACUCCAGGAUCGCUCAGGGUCGCCCUGCUCCCUCCAACAAACUUCAUUCUCCCUCUGCCCAUAGAACAUCUCCGCUUGUUGCUAAUACCACCAAGGAAACAGGUCUUUCUAAAAGGAAAGGCCUACAAGUCAGCCGGAAAUGGGAACCAUUUUAUGGUAGGAAACCUUUCAAAGGCAGUAUUAAGCGGCAGAUGCAUCCAAGUGCCUCAAUCUUGCCUGCAGAAGGACUGUUCAGCAAAGAAAACUUUGAAAUCACCACUCCAGCAAGGACUAUGUUAGAUUUAAAUCAUUCAGAGGUAGUGCUGUCUGAAGGUGUGCAAGUGACCUCCUUCCUACAGAUGUCAGAAAUGACAGAAUCUCAGCAAAAGGCGCUUGGAGGCCCUGAGAAGACCCAGGAGGAAGAAGUAGAAGAGGAAGUGUCUGAUUAUAGUUAUGAAAACUCUGAGAUUCAGCAGAGUUGGCUAGAGGAUUCCAUCAACUGGCAACGGACGUUUAGUGUCAGCCCUGUGGAUUUUGAAUUGCUCCGUUCAGACUGGAAUGAUCUGAGGUGCAACGUUUCGGGAAACUUGCAGCUGAGUGAAAGCGAGGUGGUGGAUGUGGUGGCUCAGUAUAUGGAGAAACUCAAUGAGAAGAAUGGCGGCAUCUACACUCUCUUGCGAAUCAUUAAUGUUGAGAAGCGGAGAGACACAGCUCGAGGCAACCGCUAUCUGAUGGAGUUAGAGCUGAUGGAGAAGGGCCAGAGAACAGUCCGGCUCUCAGAAUACAUCUAUGUCCUGCUCCACCAGGGCAAGUCAGAAGACAGCACUGAAGUCAACCCAGAAGGGCCUGCAACUGUGUCCACUCAAUCUCAACCAUCACCUAGUGCCUGGAGUCUUCUGUACGGAAAACCCAUCCUCUGCCGACCUUUGCGGCUCAGCUGGAGGCAUGAUGUUAUGAUACAUUUUGUCGUCCCAGUGAAGAACCAAGCACGCUGGGUACAGCAGUUCAUCUCAGAUAUGGCCAGCCUAUUUCUGAACACCAAGGAUGCCAACUUCAAUAUCAUAUUGGUGGAUUUUGAUAGUGAUGACAUGCAUGUGGAGAAAGCACUUCAGGAGGCUCACCUGCCCAGGUACCAGUAUUUGAAACGUACAGGGAACUUUGAGCGCUCUGCGGGUUUACAGGCUGGGGUGGACGCCAUAGAGGAUGGUAGCAGUAUUGUAUUCCUUUGUGACCUGCACAUUCACUUUCCCCUCAAUAUUCUGGACAGCAUCCGGAAACACUGUGUGGAGGGAAAGCUGGCCUAUGCACCCAUUGUCAUGAGACUGGGCUGUGGGAGCUCUCCACGAGAACCCAACGGCUACUGGGAAGUAAAUGGCUUUGGCCUCUUUGGGAUCUAUAAGUCUGACUUUGAUCGUAUUGGGGGGAUGAACACAGAAGAGUUUCGGGACCGCUGGGGCGGGGAAGACUGGGAGCUGUUGGACAGGGUGCUUCAAAGCGGGUUAGAGGUAGAACGUUUGCGACUCAGGAACUUUUACCAUUACUACCAUUCCAAGCGUGGCAUGUGGAAUUCACACAACAAGAAGACACCCAAAGACUAA
Notechis scutatus (mainland tiger snake) is the source of this 3531-nucleotide messenger RNA. It is a transcript of the gene B4GALNT4, whose product is annotated as beta-1,4-N-acetyl-galactosaminyltransferase 4. Gene Ontology annotation, cellular component: Golgi cisterna membrane. Lineage: Eukaryota; Metazoa; Chordata; Lepidosauria; Squamata; Elapidae. Gene Ontology annotation, molecular function: acetylgalactosaminyltransferase activity. The record is from RefSeq and is a predicted model, not a curated record.